This is a messenger RNA of Anthonomus grandis grandis, 5549 nucleotides long. RefSeq names its product protein ecdysoneless (gene ecd). The transcript has 5 exons. The coding region runs from base 191 to 2104 and encodes 637 amino acids. Gene Ontology annotation, cellular component: nucleus. The record is from RefSeq and is a predicted model, not a curated record. Lineage: Eukaryota; Metazoa; Arthropoda; Insecta; Coleoptera; Curculionidae.
UUAAGGCGAAACAUAAACUGUUUUAUGUUUACUAUUUACCAUGCGUGGUAAAUAAAGAUUCGAUUACGUUUAUUCAUUAAUUCGUCACAAUAUGAAAAACUGGUAGAUGCAGUUUCUGUUUACCGUCUUCAACGUGCGGGCUCAUUCGAAUUUCCAAUCACACCUGAAAAGUACUUAAUCUUAACAGAAAAUGACUAAUUUACUGCAAACGUUUCGCGAAGACGACUUCGUUGAAUAUUAUUUGUUUCCUUCCUUGCAAUCCACUGAUGAAAAAGAACAAGAGGCUCUUCUGGAAACCGUUUUGUCCAAGGCAAAUCGGGUGAUUGAAAAAUAUACCCAGGAUUAUUUAUGGCACAAGGACCCCAUACAAUUUGUUUCCAGGACUUCUUUGAGUAAUUUUCUCAUUCAUAAUGAAGGCAGACAAGAGAAUCAACCUCCACAUCUCUAUGGAGUCUCUCACUAUGGCGACAACAUUGAAGAUGAAUGGUUCAUAGUUUUUCUCUUGCAAGAAAUAACUAAAGAAAUUCCAGGAGUCAUUGCAAGGGUUUAUGACUCGGAUGGAGAAUUUUUACUUAUUGAAGCUGCAGAUUAUUUGCCAGGGUGGGCCAGCCCUGAAACCUGCGAGAAUCGGGUGUUUAUUUAUGAGGGCAACAUUCAUCUACUGCCCCUAACAGACCCAGAAAAUCCCAACAUAUCAAUUGAAGAUGCCGUGGAACAAAUCUGGACAAACCCCCAACAGACUAUUGCCCAUCAAGACAUCCAGAACUCGAUUCGCAACAGACUAAGCCAAUAUCCCGAUAAUAUUAAAGAUAAUUUCCAUUAUGCCACAAUAUAUGUGCCAACAGCCGUUGCGGCUAUACUUAAAGUGAAACCGAACCUAAUUAGUUGGGCAGUGCAGGCAUUUUGUAACAGAGAUACAGUGGACAUGAAGGCGUGUAGGGCUAUGAAAUACUUUCCGCCGGAACAAAGGGUGAAAACCAGAGUUAAAUUUACUAAAUGUCUAUAUGCCAUGCUUUUGCGCAGUAAAUACCUUCCAGAUAAAAAAAUCGGCUGGAAUCUACCACCUGCCGCAAGUAAAGAAUACAAGCAACAUAUUCUCGGCAUUAAGGUCGCGUGUGGCUUUGAAAUAUUGGCAGUUCAAGCUAAACCCAGCCAGGAUAUUGAGGGAGACAGGGGAUGGGCCCAAUAUUUGAAAAGUCUUAUGGAAAAGGGAUAUUUCCAGGGUCUUUUGGAAGGCUCUAGGGAUUAUAACUAUAGAUUGGGGAAGGCUAAGGAAUACUACGUGGAGCACAGGGAUUCUAUGCAUUAUAGCUCCGCCAUUGGACAGCAGAUAUUGGAACUUUUGAGAAGCUCUGAGGUUGACCAUGAUCUACUAGAAAAAGAAAGCCAACAUUUACCACCUGAUGACGACGACUCUUGGUUGGACAUAUCAGUGGACGAUCUGGACAAAAUGUUGCAAGAACGUUACGGACAAAAGAAAAUGUUCAAAGUAACCGAAUCGACAGAUCCGAGUAACUUUGCCCAAAAAGUCAACACAUUCUUAAACCACAUAUCGGACGUAGAAGGGGCCGAAUUUCCCCCCGACGAGGGUGUGAGCCCAGUUAAACCGCCGAGAAGCAAAAAGAGCUCGAAAAAGGGGGUUUCUUUCAGCCAAGAUACCCGCAAUGACGACUCGAACAAAAAUAAGGUUAAUUUCGAUCCGAAUUCCUUUGCCAGUGCCAUACAGAACAUCUUAAACUUCGUGAUACCGGAGGACGACUCUUGGGAUUUGGAAAGUGAUUCCGAUAUGAGCGAGUAUGAAAACGAUGAGUUUGUAAAGGACGAGGAUAUGGGAGAGGAGGCCAAAGGAGUUAAAAACAAAAUGCAAGAGUACAUGAAGCAAAUGGAUGCGGAACUUGCCGGUACCACCAUAGGAAAAAGUUUCGAGAAGAAGGCGAAAAACGGAGAUAACUCCUUCGACGACAUUGAGGACUUUGAACCGGUCGAUAUUGAUGUUAAUGCUUUGAAAAAUAUGUUGGCGAGUUAUCAAAGUCAAAUGGGUGAGGCGGGUCCUUCUAGUACCAUGCUGGGACCUAUGGGAAUCCAUUUGGAUUCUAAAAAGUAAAAUGUUGCUAUUAUUUAUGGUUUAUGUAUGCUGUUUUUUAUUUAAAAUGCUUACUCUAAUGAGAAGAAAAUAUUAAAAAUAGUAUAUAUUUGUAGUGAAGAAAUCAUUCAUGUUUAUUUAUUAUGCAUUGAUUCACUUCUAUGAGGAAAUGGUUUUUUAGCGGAAGUAUUUUGGUUUAACCCUUUCGAGCCUAUUGGGUCAUAUAUGUCUCAGUCACAUAUUUUAACUUUAUAUUGUAAAGGUAAAUAUCAGAUUCUGAUAAGCAAAAUAAAUAUUUAAUCUGUAGAAAGGUAUUUUAUAACCUCCUAGGUUAUAAAAUACCUGCACCUAUACAGUGCACAACAUUGUUGGCAUAAAGGUGUAAAACAAGCAUUACAAAAGGUUUCUGUGCGUUUUUCAAUUUUGCGAGCACAUCUACGACAUACAUGUACAUUGUACAUUUUUUUUCUAGUUCAGUUUUGAGUCGGUAAGUGAUCACCCACAUUCAUCAGGGUGCGUGGGUUAGUGAAUAUGUAGGUAUCUUUUUAUAUCUGAUCUAGGACUUUACUAUGACUAAGAAGAAUUUUUUUAAAUACCUUUUUCCACUACUCAAAGAUUUUCUGUCUAUAUCAUAUAAGCCAGUCAACUGAUGUCCAUAUUGAGUUUAUAAAAGUGUAUUAAUUCGGGACAACUGAGAUUUACUUUACUGUCAUCUUUGUAUUCAUUCAGAAACAAGCUAACGUGCCUUCCUGAUUAGAAAAACAUUCCACGUUUUUGCAAGUCGUAAUACAGGUCCCUACAGCAUUAACUGAUGUAAAAAAACCUAUCGAAACAAAAAGACACGUCUUUUUCCUUUAAUGUUCUUGCUUUUUUAUUUACGUUUCUUUCUCCCAAAUGUGUAUUCCUCAUUUUAUCGGUGUCAGAGGAAAAUUUUUUUUGAGGUUGGAUCUAUCUUUGAAUUUUGCACGAUCUUGUCAAUCAACUGAUUGGUGCUUUCUGAUCGAGCUUUUUGAAAUGUAUCCUUCAGACAUCGAACUAAGUCUUCGACGUAAUAAAUCUUGCGAACGCCGAAUAGUUUUUUUUUUAUUAAUAAAAUAUAAUUUGCUAAUUAAGAAUUUGAAAUAAUCCUUCGUCAUUGCAAGUCUUAUUGCUUGAUUGCCAGGAUAUAAAUGAAAAUACUUAAACUUCCACUGCAGAAGAACUUCGAUUCAAGUCAAGAAGUAUUAUGCAAGUCUGUUUUCAGUUACUUUCAUCCAAACACAACUUUUGUUGCUCACCAAGACCUACACAUUACUUUAUCACUCAUAUUAUCGGACUCCACUUCUGAAUCACUCGAGGAAUCCAUGUCAAUCACUUUCUUUGUCGUUCUUGGCUUUAAAAUGAUGGUACAUUUUUUGCUUGUUUUUUGUAGCACUGCUGGAUUCUUUUUUUUCUCUUCCAGUAUAAUCAAUAUCACUAUCUUUGCUAAAGCCCUCUAAGUCUAGUUGAUAAUCAGAUCCACUAUCUGCAAAUGGGUCUUUCAGGUCGGAUAAGUUGUUUGCAAGAUCUUCCAUCUUUGUUGUAGUCAGAAGUUUUUUGUAUACUUUUAAGACGAAUGACCAAAAAGACAAAUAUGGAUCAGUCACCAUUUAUUCGAUUACAACAUGUUUUCCAAAGUAUAUCAAAUAUUAGUAACAUUUACAAACUAACUUACCUUGGCAUUUUUAAAUAUUUUCUCCACAAAGAACAAAUAAGUAAUUGCAACAAACGGGCACUUUACCGCGUGCAACAUAAAAACAAACGACCAAGAAUUUUAACGACGACCCAUAAUAUACUAAUAGGACAGUCUUAGGCGAUACUAGCAAUACUCUGCACCCGAAAAGUCACUAGAAAACUCGUGAGACAUGUUUCCCAAUAGGAUUUCUAAAGUCCAUCAUAUGAAAAAAAAUUCCGUGUUGAAAAGGUUAUAAUUCAUUUUUCUUAGAUGAAAAGAAAACAUUAUUUUCAAAAACGUAUUUUUUCGACGGCGUAUUUGCAAACAAACCAAAAAUUUAAUUUUUCAAGUCACUCAAUAUAAGUAUUUUUACUUGCUGAGCAAAUACGAUUAUCAAUGCAACAAAAAAUAAAAAUUUUAUAUUAAGUUCCGAAAGUUUAAAAAUCUAGCUUUGUUACUUCAGUUUUAAGAAGUUCCCUAAGUAAUAAGUCUUUUUCAGAAAAUCAAGAAAACUGAAAUGAAUGAAUACUUAAGGAUUCACAAACGGGAGCGAACAUUCAAUCUGUUUUAGUAUUCAGGCAAUUCUAGCAUCUCUGAUUUUCAAUGUUUUAUUUUUUUCCUUUAGUACAGAUCGGUUUAUUUGCAACUGCAAGUGAUCCAUUUUGUCCUUUCUUUUAAUUGCCGGGUUUCCUUGCCCUGAGGAAGUUGAUAAACAGAAACUCCUAUCGACAAGUACUAUCUUUACUUUCUUCUGCUUUCCUUACUUCCAAAAUAUUUCGAAAUGUACUCCUUUAAGUAACUUGCACUUUGAAGUGAAUUAUCAUUUCCCGAACGAUCAUUUUCCGGAAUAUUUUUUUCUCGACUGUUAUUUUUCCCCAACAACUAUUUUUCUCGAGUAAUAAAUACUAUUUUAUCUAAUCUAAUGUUCCCGUAACCAUUUUCCUAAAUAGAAUUAUUGGGAUAUUCCGCAAAUAAUUAGAAAAGUAGAAAAAAAGUAUAAAUGUGUAAAAGUUUCUGUUUAUUUGCUUCUUCAGAGGGAAGAAACCAGAAAACCAAAAAAAAAAAAAAAUAGUUAGAUGUCCACAGGUGGCUACAGAGUUCAGCAAAAGAAGCGAAAGACCAAUUUAGUAUUACUGAUAAGUAAUUGUUUACUCCUGUUCGUGAUUCUUUUUUUUGGUUUCCUUGCCCUAAGGAAUCCAAUGAGUAGAAACUUGUGCCUCCACAAGUUUUCGGCUUUCCUUACUUGCGAAAAAUCCCCUUUUUACAAUUAUUAAGAAUGACUUUUUGAAAAAAUGAAAUUUUUGGUGCAUUUUUCCUCUUUAGACAUUUAAUUCCGCAUCCACAUAAUGGUAAAAACAGUAGUGAAUUAUUCAAUUUUUAAAUUAUUUACAGGUUAAAAGUUAAAUUUAAUUAUAUUUCCUAAUCUUCACCCAAAGUAUUUAGUUAUAGGCUGACUUACAAGUGCCUAACUCGCUUUAGGCUUAGAAUAUGUGAUUCCUGUUAAGAAUUAUAUCUAUAGUAGCGAAACGUAAGUUAAUAAACAAUAGAUAAAAGGCAAUAAAUCUCUCUUAUAUAGUAAGCAGGUACCUUCCUUUAGUCUUGAGGCAUGUCACUUGAUUUUCCUUAUAUUUGAUGUCUUAUUAAUAAGCUUUUUUACCAGUUUUAUAGAUUUAUUAGGCUAUAGGUGACUUAAUUAUUGAAUUUACUCUAGUCGAUAUAUUUUUAGUUGUAUCGUUGUUGCAGUAUCAAUAAAUAAAUAUUUAAAAAAAUGAA